AUGUCUGAGGAACGUAUGAAAACGUCGGAAAUCGCCAAAGAAUCGAGCGAAUUUGCCGGAAGCCCGAGAGUAUGCUCGUUCAGUAUCGAAAGUCUUUUAGCGCCGUGUAAGAAGAACGUCGAGGAGGAAAUUCGCGUGCCCGUUCAGACCGAAGCGUAUAUGCACGGUCAUGAAUCAAACGAUUCUGAAGGAAGGAAACUGGUAGCGCCAGAUUCCUCCAUGUCCAUGGCAGAGGAAAUCGAAUUCGACGACGCCGAUAUGGUUUGUUCUACUUCACCUGAAGCUGAGAUGUGCUAUGAGGCGUGUACCAGCAGCAGCGGUGCCAACUCCACGACAGGUGUGGAUAGAGAGGUUCAGGAAAAAAGUGACAGCGCCAUUAGCGAUGACGAAAGAAAGAAGAGGCCUCGAACCGCGUUCACCGCGGCGCAAAUUAAGUCAUUGGAAGCGGAAUUCGAGAGGAACAAAUACCUGAGCGUGGCGAAGAGGUUGCAGCUCAGCAAGAGUCUCAAGCUGACCGAGACUCAGAUUAAAAUUUGGUUUCAAAACAGACGUACAAAGUGGAAGAGAAAGUAUACGAACGAUGUUGAGCUUUUGGCACAGCAGUACUAUUCUAGUUUGGGGAUUCCUGCACCCCGACCAAUUUUUGUCGAAGAUCGUCUAUGGUUUUUCAAUUACCCGGCGCAAUUGCAACCAGGAGCACCGAUUUUUCCGCAGCAUUUAGCGACCGUUCCUCUACCACCUGCCUUGCCUAUCGUGCAGCCAUUGCCGAGCAAUUUAUCAAUGGGUCAACAGACAUCGAUUUUUCAAAAUAUCCCCACGAGCAACCCGACGUAUCAUUUGAGUCAGAGGUUGGAUUUCAGGCAUCAGGAUUCUUAG
This is a messenger RNA of Habropoda laboriosa, 876 nucleotides long. RefSeq names its product homeobox protein ceh-19-like. NCBI's taxonomy places the organism in Eukaryota, Metazoa, Arthropoda, Insecta, Hymenoptera, Apidae. Gene Ontology annotation, molecular function: DNA binding; DNA-binding transcription factor activity, RNA polymerase II-specific. The record is from RefSeq and is a predicted model, not a curated record. Bases 1 to 876 code for a protein of 291 amino acids. The transcript is spliced from 5 exons. Gene Ontology annotation, biological process: central nervous system development; neuron differentiation; regulation of DNA-templated transcription.